AUGAGCGCAUCCCCGGGAGUCCGUCAGCCCUCUGAUGCCGGCAAAGAAGUCCACGCUCUGAGCUGUGUCAACUGUCGCCAGCGCAAAGUCAAGUGCUCCAAGACCUACCCCUGCCCCCACUGCCUCAGGGGCGGGUUGGAAUGCAUCUUCCCGUCACGCAAAAAGGACAGACGCCCACGCACAAAUAAAAAUCAUGAGCUGCUGAACAGACUGGCCAAGCUCGAGGCCAUUGUCGGCCAGGUCGAUCCUGACUCUAUCAGUCUGAAUCCUAGCCAUCCGCCUGUGGACGCGGCGCCGUCGAGCAGUACAGCCGAGGACGUCGACAAGGUGGUCGCUCAGCCCACGAUAAGUCCAGCUCAGCGGGUGGCCGAGUCUGAGCUCAGGAACCCCCAGAAGAGAUGCCCGACCGCCCAGCCUGUGUCGAAGGAUGAUCCCGCCGCCAAGUACGUGAGCGGGGAGUUCUGGGCCAACUUGUCGAGAGAAGUUGAGGGCAUCAAGGCCACUCUGGAACAGCCUAGCGAUGAAGACGAUGACGACGACGGCGAAACCGAUGGCCCUUCGCCCGAGUCCCAAUAUCAGGGGAGUUAUAGCAGUCUCACCCACGGCAUGAGCCCACCCGCGAUCCUGGGCAAUGCUUCUCUGGCGGAAGUAUUACCACAUCCUCCGCCCGCACGGAUGAGGAGGUUAUGUGACAUUUACUUCCGUAGCGUCGAUCCACUGAUGAAAAUUGUGCAUAAACCGACAAUCGAAAAGACCCUCAAUUUAUUCAUGGUAAAUCCAGCCGAUCACCCGCUCAGUCGAACAACAGAGGCCCUCUUCUUCGCCAUCUAUUUCGCUGCUGUCACAAGUGUGCAGCCAGACAGCUGCAUGCGACAACUAGGUGAGGAGCGAAGGCUGCUGGCUGUGCAGUAUAAGCAAGCGGUUGAGCAUGCCCUAGCGAGGGCGGAUUAUUUGAACAGCACAUCGCUGGAGUCGCUCCAGGCCUUUAUGAUCUACUCUACUUGUCUACGCAAUUAUGCAGAAUCUCGCGCCUCGUGGAUGCUGCUAGCUCUGGUUCACCGUCUUGCUCAAGCCAUUGGUCUCCAUCGUGACGGGGACGGGUCCAUCUUCUCUCCAUAUGAAGCAGAGAUGCGCCGUAGAUUGUGGGCUCAGCUCAUCGUUCUCGAUGUCCGCGCUGCUCAGGAUCGAGGCACGGAGGCAAUGGUCCGGCAAGAAGAGACCAGCACGAUUCCACCGACAAACAUCAACGACGAGGACUUCGGCCCAGACACUACGGUCCCGCUGCCCCAGCUGGCAAAAGAGGGACCAACAGACAUAACAUUCAGUCUCUGCACUUACCAUUGCUCCAAACUCUUCCUGUAUAUCCACGGGCCCAGGAGCCGCUUCUCCAAAGCCACCCAUGAAACCACCACUCCCGGGUCGCAGGUGCAGCCUCAGGUCUCCGAGGAAGACAUCAUUCAGCGUAUCAAGGCCCUAGAAGCCCAGUUUCUCACAGCCGCUGCCGAUCAACCGGGACACCCGCAGUCGGCUUAUGCGGCCACGGUCAUACGUAUCGCAUCGCUGGUUUAUUGGCUGAGCAUCCAAUAUCCAUUCCAAGUAAGACAACCUACCAUUAAGCCGCGAGUAAGCCGCGAGCACAUGCUCCAGACCGCCGUCGCCAUCAUGGAGCUGCAAACCCACGGGCCGUCCUCCGCCGCCAUGAGCACGGAGGAGUACAGGGAGAGAUUUCUCUGGUGGGGUGACGGCUACAUUCCGUGGCACCCCUUGGCCGUCGCCCUGGCGGAGCUCUGCGUGCAGACGGAGGGGCCCCUGGUCGACAGGGCGUGGAAGACGAUCGACCGCGUCAUGCCGGCAUGGAGCGACAAGGUCGCGGACACAAAGAAGGGUGCGCUGUGGCGGCCGAUCCGGAAGCUGCUCAAGCAGGCAAGGCAGAGGAGGGCCGAGGCGCAGAUGAGGAGGCUGGGCAUCAGCGACCGCGGCCAGCAGAGCAAGCCGAGCCAGACACAACCGGCGAAUCCACCGCAGACCCAGGCAAGAGACACGGCACAGCCGCAGCCCGUGGCAGGAGGCCCUUCUGUCUACGCGCCAACACCACCGAACGCCGCAACGCCGUCGCCCAGGCCCGCGGGAGCCACGCCGGGCAGGCCCCCUGCGAACCCUGCCACGGAAUUGGGGCCGACGGGAAUCCCGUUGGCGCAAGAGUUUGGGCCCGUGCCAGACGCUGCGGCGGUGCCACCUCCCUUUAUUUUACAGAACGGCCAUCAGCAGCAAUGGACGAUAGACUUCACGGACAUGGCGGACGCGCCGCUGGACACGAUGCUUGGUGGUGGUGGCGGUGGUGGUGGUGGCGACGACUUCGACAUGAUGGACUGGAGCUAUUGGAACGAUUUUGUGAACGAUGCGAGUGUCAAUGUGGAGGGUCAGACUCCUUCUAGCAGUGAGGGAAAGUAG
Messenger RNA from Diaporthe amygdali, 2451 nucleotides. RefSeq lists its product as uncharacterized. NCBI's taxonomy places the organism in Eukaryota, Fungi, Ascomycota, Sordariomycetes, Diaporthales, Diaporthaceae. Gene Ontology annotation, biological process: regulation of DNA-templated transcription; DNA-templated transcription. Bases 1 to 2451 code for a protein of 816 amino acids. The record is from RefSeq and is a predicted model, not a curated record. Gene Ontology annotation, molecular function: zinc ion binding; DNA binding; DNA-binding transcription factor activity, RNA polymerase II-specific. The transcript is spliced from 2 exons.